This is a messenger RNA of Chaetura pelagica (chimney swift), 1566 nucleotides long. RefSeq names its product cell division cycle 20B (gene CDC20B). Gene Ontology annotation, cellular component: anaphase-promoting complex. The coding region runs from base 1 to 1566 and encodes 521 amino acids. The transcript is spliced from 10 exons. Gene Ontology annotation, molecular function: anaphase-promoting complex binding; protein binding; ubiquitin ligase activator activity. Gene Ontology annotation, biological process: positive regulation of ubiquitin protein ligase activity; positive regulation of anaphase-promoting complex-dependent catabolic process; anaphase-promoting complex-dependent catabolic process. The record is from RefSeq and is a predicted model, not a curated record. NCBI's taxonomy places the organism in Eukaryota, Metazoa, Chordata, Aves, Apodiformes, Apodidae.
AUGCUGUCACACCUUCAAACCCAACAUCCCUUUCCAUGGCUGCUGCUCUCGGGCGGGCUGAGCCCGUGCGGCGUGGCAGAGGAAGAGCUAAAACAGCGUGAAGGGACAGCGUGGUACCAAGUCACGCCUAACCGUGGUGUUGUGUCUGUGUUCCCUGUGCAGGCUGCAGGCGCAGAGAGGAUCACCUACUCCAAGUUCAGGAGCUCCAUUAGGAGGAGGCUGUGGGCGCGGGCGGUGGCGAGCAGCCCGGCGCUGGCAGGAUGGCAGCGGCUGCAGGCAGAGCCGCACGGGGCCUCCGCGUCAGUGACAACUCGGGAGCCCAAGAAACUCUCCAUCACAAAAACUGUUGUGACUCUACCUAGCAGUCAUGCUGCAGCAGGCUUGGAAUGGAGACAUAACAGAGACAGCAAGAGAACUGAAAUGAAAAGGGAGCAGAAACAUCCUUCUCAGCUUCUAAUGGUCCAGGAGGCUAGAUGUAGCAGUCUGGAAAGUGGUAUUGUGAAGGUGUGUGAAAAUACCAAUUGCAUCUGGAAAGGAUGCCGAGGGGGGCCCCAAAGUGAGUUUAGAGCUGUUACCAUCAUGAAGCCUUCCAUGCCAUUGGAGCCAGAAGUGAAACUUCAUAUUAGUGGCUUGCGCAAUGAUUACUAUCUAAACAUACUGGACUGGAGCCUUGAAAAUCUCAUUGCUAUUGCUGUAGGACCUGCUGCACACAUCUGGAAUGGAGGAACUCUUCAAGCCAUUGAAAGCAUUGACUUGAAUUCUAGUUCCAAAUACAUUUCAUCUCUGGCUUGGAUAAAAGAAGGAACUUGCCUUGCAAUUGGCACCAGUGAUGGUGAAGUGCAACUGUGGGACAUUGAAACCAAAAAGAGACUGAGAAAUAUGUUUGGUCACCUCUCUGUAGUUGGAGCUCUGAGCUGGAAUCAUUAUAUUCUAAGUAGUGGUUCAAGAUUAGGAUCUAUUCAUCACCAUGAUGUUCGGGUUGCUCAGCACCAUGUUGGGACUCUUUGCCAAAACAAACAGAGCAUUUGCAGCCUGAAAUGGUCACUAAUCAACCAGUUGCUGGCAAGCGGGUCAAGUGAUGGUAUAUUGAAUAUCUGGCCUAGUGAUCCUGGUGGGACAUUGCAGUCAAAGCCACUGAAAACCAUACCUCAUUCUUCAGCAGUUAAGGCUGUGAACUGGUGUCCUUGGCAGUCCAAAGUCCUUGCUACAGGGGGUGGAAUGAAAGAUGGGAUUUUGCGUGUCUGGGACAUAAAUCGUGAGAAAAUAAUCCAAAGUACAGCUACAGACUCUCAGAUUUGUUCAUUGCUCUGGUUACCCAAAACCAGUGAACUGAUGACUGGACAAGGUCUUCCGGGAAAUCAGAUGAAAAUAUGGACAUAUCCCAUGCUUAUGAAUUCAUCAGAACUCUAUGGUCACAAAGGGAGAGUCCUGCAUAUAGCGCUGAGUCCAGAUCAGAGCAGGCUUUUUUCUGUUUCAGCUGAUGGGAUAGCUUGUCUGUGGAAGUGCCAUGAGUAUGGGGAGAGCAAGCACAGCAGCAAAGCAUUUUCUAAUGGUUAUCUGAACUAA